AUGAACAACAUUAUCAAAAUUUCUUUAAAUAAACAAGACGACCAUUCAGCUCUAAUGGAUAUUUUGGGUCACGUAAAGGGAUCUAAGAAAUGUGUUGUAAUAGCGGGUGCAGGAAUUUCAUGCAGUGGCGGCAUACCUGACUUCCGCUCUGCAAACGGUCUUUAUGAAAUGGUCAAACAAAGAUUUCCAAGAUCUUUUAGUUCCGGUCAAGACUUAUUUGAUGCUUGUUUACUCAGGAAUGACGAAUCGAUAAGAGCUUUCUAUCUUUUCAUGGGAAUGUUAAAAGAAUAUAUUAUAAAAGCAAACCCGACACCUACACACUUGUUCCUCAAAAAACUUUCAGAUGUUGGUAAAUUAGUUAGAGUGUAUACCCAAAACAUCGAUAACUUAGAGGAAGUCGUAGGUCUUCAAACCAUUUCCAAUAUCAAAGCAACCACCAAAUGUUCUGCAAAAGUCAUACAACUACAUGGCACCAUGAAGUCAUUAAAGUGUGAUGCAUGUUCAAACAUUGUCGGUUUCGAAUCUGUGCACUGUAAUACAUUAAAAAAAGGAGCUGCUCCUAGCUGUCCCAGCUGUGAAAAAAGAGAAACUGAACGAAGGGAACAAAAGAAAAGAUAUCAUAGAGUAGGUGAAUUAAAGCCGACUGUGGUGCUUUAUGGUGAUCAUCAUCCACAUGGUCUUGAGAUUGGUCAAAUCGCUGCUAAAGAUAAGCAGAAGGCUGAUUGUUUAAUCGUAAUGGGCACUUCAUUAAAAGUCAUAGGAGUGAAGAAAUUAGUUAAAGGUUUUGCAAGAGGUAUUCAUGAAAGAGGUGGUAAAGUAAUAAUAGUAAAUGUUACUGAUGUCACGCGAAGCAAGGAGUGGAACGACAUAAUUGACUAUCAGGUUGAAGGUACAACUGAUGAGUGGUAG
This is a messenger RNA of Entrophospora sp. SA101, 909 nucleotides long. Lineage: Eukaryota; Fungi; Glomeromycota; Glomeromycetes; Entrophosporales; Entrophosporaceae. The record is from the annotation of a GenBank genome assembly.